AACUCACUCUUUCCGUCUCACUAGUUGUCUGUUGUUGUUGUUCUUCUUAUCGUCCAUGAUGAUGAUGAUCAUCCGCAGUGCCAUCGGCAGAAGACUUUCCUCCUCUUCUUCCUCUCAUGCUUGGUUGACCACCACCACCCCCAUUCAUACUUCUUCAAACUGUGUUGAUCAAACCCUCCAUGGGUUUCAGAAGAGCAGGAGCAGGAGCAGCAGCAGCACCACCUCAUCGCCUGUUGGUCUUCCUUCUUACAUGAGAGCAGCUGUCUUCUGGGAACCCAACAAGCCUCUCACCAUUGAAGAGUUCCACAUCCCUCGCCCCAAGUCUGGUGAAAUUCUGAUCAAAACCAAAGCCUGUGGAGUCUGCCAUUCUGAUCUCCAUGUUAUAAAGGGUGAGCUUCCGUUUGCUAGCCCCUGUGUUGUGGGGCAUGAGAUCACUGGUGAGGUUGUUGAACAUGGACCGGCUACGGACAAUAAGACCACAGAAAGAUUACAAAUUGGAUCUCAUGUUGUUGGAGCUUUUAUCAUGCCUUGUGGUAGCUGUUCCUAUUGUUCAAAGGGCCACGACGAUUUAUGCGAGGACUUCUUUGCCUACAACCGUGCCAAAGGAACCCUUUAUGAUGGUGAAACUCGGUUAUUCCUCCGUAGCAGUGGAAAACCUGUAUACAUGUAUAGUAUGGGAGGCCUUGCUGAGUAUUGUGUUGUACCAGCAAAUGCAUUGACCACUUUACCUAAGUCAUUGCCAUUUACAGAGUCUGCCAUUUUAGGAUGUGCAGUAUUCACUGCUUAUGGUGCUAUGGCACAUGCGGCUGAGGUUCGUCCUGGGGAUUCAGUUGCUAUUAUUGGAACUGGGGGCGUUGGAUCCAGCUGUCUGCAGAUAGCCAGAGCAUUUGGUGCCUCUGAUAUUAUUGCCGUCGAUAUUCAGGACGACAAACUGCAGAAGGCCAAGAUAUUUGGUGCUACUCAUGUUAUAAAUGCGGCUAAAGAAGAUGCUGUUGAUAAAAUAUUGGAAAUAACUGGUGGGAAAGGUGUGGACGUUGCUGUGGAAGCCCUUGGAAAACAACAGACCUUUUUGCAAUGCACCAAGAGUGUGAAAGAUGGAGGAAAAGCUGUCUUCAUCGGGCUUACAGCAGCCGGUGCAAUUGGGGAAGUAGAUAUUAAUCGUCUUGUUCGUAGAAAGAUAAAAAUCAUUGGAUCAUACGGAGGAAGGGCAAGGCAGGAUCUUCCAAAGAUAGUUAGACUAGCAGAAAGUGGUGUAUUUGAUCUGUCUACUGCUGUUUCAAGAAAAUACAAAUUUGAGGAGUCUGACAUUGCGUUCCAGGAUCUCAACCGGGGAAGAAUUGUUGGUCGGGCUGUCGUUGAGAUAAUGUAGCUUUAUUCCCUCUAAGCUGACUGUUCCUGAUGCCAGAGCUCUGCCUCAAGGUACAAGUAGACCCCGAAGUAGAUUGAAGGAACAUAAAUAAACAUAGCCCGGACGGACAUUGCUCAAUCUACUUCAGUAUCAGUCCUAAUGAGUUGAAUGCUAGACGAUUUUCCUCAGUUUUUUACUUCAGUAUUGCUUCUGUAAUCCUGUUUAUGCACAUUAAACUUUUCUUAUUGUUUAGAUGUACAUAUCAGAAUAUGAAACAAAUAAAAUUGUAGUUCUUCUUCAUGUAAGAGUAACAUGCAAUAAAGAACUCACUUUGUUAAAGCUCUGUGCUUGUCACAUCGGAGCGGAUUA
Molecule: messenger RNA, 1717 nt
Organism: Argentina anserina (silverweed cinquefoil)
Lineage: Eukaryota; Viridiplantae; Streptophyta; Magnoliopsida; Rosales; Rosaceae
Exons: 8
Coding region: 56-1369 (437 amino acids)
Molecular function (GO): oxidoreductase activity
Source: RefSeq, a predicted model, not a curated record